UCCAAUCACGAAAGAGAAAAUUGACAGCGUCCCUAAAAAUCCCUCCUUCCACAAGUCGUUAAGUAAAUUGCUAGUCAAGCUGGGCGUGGGCGGACUAAGUCACGUGAUGCCAUACCGCCCCAAAACAUGGCGGCCUACAUAGUGUAGUGUAUUCCGCGGUGUCUUUCCGUACAGUGACGUCCAGUUAUCGUUGGGAGACAGAGCGCGGUAGGUGAGGCGGGAGUCUUAGCUAUGCCUCGAGAGAUCAUCACCCUUCAGCUGGGCCAGUGCGGCAACCAGGUUGGAUUUGAAUUCUGGAAACAGCUUUGCGCUGAACACGGCAUCAGCCCAGAAGGUAUUGUUGAAGAAUUUGCCACUGAAGGCACAGAUAGAAAGGAUGUAUUUUUUUAUCAGGCUGAUGAUGAGCAUUACAUCCCCCGAGCUGUACUCUUGGAUUUGGAGCCUCGGGUUAUCCACUCCAUCUUAAAUUCUCCAUAUGCCAACCUCUACAACCCUGAGAACAUAUACCUGUCUGAACAUGGAGGGGGAGCCGGAAACAACUGGGCCAGUGGCUUCUCACAGGGUGAAAAAAUCCAUGAAGAUAUAUUUGACAUAAUUGACAGAGAAGCAGAUGGGAGUGACAGUCUAGAGGGUUUUGUGCUAUGCCACUCAAUAGCUGGUGGAACUGGGUCUGGUUUGGGCUCCUACCUAUUGGAGAGAUUAAAUGACAGAUAUCCCAAGAAGUUGGUUCAGACUUACUCUGUGUUCCCAAAUCAAGAUGAAAUGAGUGACGUGGUGGUGCAGCCUUACAAUUCACUUUUAACUCUCAAGCGAUUGACGCAGAAUGCAGAUUGUGUGGUGGUUUUAGACAAUACUGCUCUGAAUCGAAUUGCUACAGACAGACUUCACAUCCAGAAUCCAUCCUUCUCACAAAUCAAUCAGUUGGUGUCCACAAUUAUGUCUGCAAGCACCACCACGCUUCGAUACCCAGGCUAUAUGAAUAAUGACCUCAUUGGUCUCAUUGCCUCACUCAUCCCUACUCCACGUCUCCACUUCUUAAUGACUGGAUACACACCUCUCACUACAGAUCAGUCGGUGGCCAGUAUAAGAAAGACAACAGUACUUGAUGUCAUGAGACGGUUGUUGCAGCCCAAGAAUGUCAUGGUGUCCACAGGCCGAGACCGUCAAACCAAUCACUGCUACAUAGCAAUAUUGAAUAUCAUACAAGGCGAGGUAGAUCCUACACAGGUGCAUAAGAGUUUACAAAGGAUCAGAGAAAGGAAAUUAGCAAACUUUAUUCCCUGGGGACCUGCCAGUAUCCAGGUUGCCCUGUCAAGAAAGUCACCCUACCUGCCAUCUGCUCACCGUGUCAGUGGGUUAAUGAUGGCCAAUCAUACCAAUAUCUCCUCGCUGUUUGAGAGGACUUGCCGACAGUAUGACAAGCUGAGGAAGCGUGAGGCCUUCUUGGAGCAAUUCCGCAAGGAGGAUAUCUUCAAGGACAACUUUGAUGAGCUAGACAACUCUAGGGAAAUUGUGCAACAACUGAUUGAUGAAUACCAUGCUGCCACACGUCCGGACUAUAUCUCAUGGGGAACCCAGGAUAAGUGAUUUAGUGUGUGAGCAAUAAAUCAUUUUCUAAGCAUGGUGUAUUCCACCUGAAAAGCACCACAGGAUCAGUUGCUCCAGAGCAGAGGUGCUUAAACAUUUUUUUUUUUUUGAGAAUUAUCUAGCGUCUACUGUUUGGAGAUAAAUUGGCCAGUGUUGGUUCUCAAAGUUAUACCACACCAUUAUCACAAACCUAAUCCUGCAUGACAACCUAGGUGAAUUUACUACAGCUGUUGAGUUGCAUUUUAUUUUUAUUAUAGUCCUGUCACUGAUUAUAAGUUAUGCAGGUCAGCAUAGACCUUCUUGCAGGGAAUACUCACUACAGUUAGUCCAUCAAAAUUCAUAGGUAAGACUAGAUGAAAUGUAUCUCAGCGCCCUGAUGUCACUUCUAUAGAGUCUUUAUAUAUGUUUAUACUGAAGACAACAGGUUUAUGAAUUCCCUAUUAAAAAAAAAUCUAAUUUGACAA
Spea bombifrons (plains spadefoot toad) is the source of this 2051-nucleotide messenger RNA. RefSeq names its product tubulin gamma 1 (gene TUBG1). Bases 232 to 1587 code for a protein of 451 amino acids. Lineage: Eukaryota; Metazoa; Chordata; Amphibia; Anura; Pelobatidae. Gene Ontology annotation, molecular function: structural constituent of cytoskeleton; GTP binding. The transcript has 11 exons. The record is from RefSeq and is a predicted model, not a curated record. Gene Ontology annotation, biological process: mitotic spindle organization; mitotic cell cycle; microtubule nucleation. Gene Ontology annotation, cellular component: cytoplasm; spindle; nucleus.